Molecule: messenger RNA, 753 nt
Organism: Elgaria multicarinata webbii
Lineage: Eukaryota; Metazoa; Chordata; Lepidosauria; Squamata; Anguidae
Product: gilatoxin-like
Exons: 5
Coding region: 1-753 (250 amino acids)
Biological process (GO): proteolysis
Molecular function (GO): serine-type endopeptidase activity
Source: RefSeq, a predicted model, not a curated record
AUGGAACCUUCCAAACUGCUGGCUUUCUUUCUGUUGCUGCUGCUGUCUUUUGUGUCAGCACACCGUAAGCGGGUCCUUGGAGGCGAGGAAUGCAGUGAGUCUGAACAUCCAUGGCUUGUGCUACUCUAUAACUCUGAAGGCCCCAUCUGCUCUGGAAUGUUGAUCGAUAAUAACUGGGUGCUCAGUGCUGCUCAUUGCUACAAAAGUGGCAAAAUCGAGAUGAAGCUUGGAAUGCACAACAGAAACACGCUAAGAGGUGAUGAACAGUUGAGAGUCAGUGCAGCCACCCUGUGCUACCCUGACACUGCCAGCACCACCCAGAACAGCUGUGCGAGCUACACCGAUGAUGAUAUCAUGAUGAUCAAAUUGAACACCCCUGUGAAGUACAACAAGCACAUCGCCCCCCUGCUUCUGCCCACCGCCUCUGUCUUUGUGGGAGCAAAAUGCAGGGUCAUGGGUUGGGGCACAAUCACAGCUGCUACAGUGACUUAUCCUGACGUUCCUCAUUGCGCUGAUAUCAACAUACAAGAGAAACGCUUGUGUGUGAAGGCUUACCCAGCGUGGAAAAUGACGGACCACAUAUUAUGUGCAGGACUUCUGAACGGAUGCAGAGGUGCAUGCUGGGGUGAUUCUGGUGGACCCCUUAUCUGUGAUGGACAACUCCAGGGGAUUGUAUCUCAUGGUAAGCCACCUGGACUUGGCAUCUAUACCAAGGUCGACAGCUAUCUCAACUGGAUCCUUGGUUUUAAUUGA